Perca flavescens (yellow perch) is the source of this 2440-nucleotide messenger RNA. Its product is annotated as B-cadherin. The record is from RefSeq and is a predicted model, not a curated record. NCBI's taxonomy places the organism in Eukaryota, Metazoa, Chordata, Actinopteri, Perciformes, Percidae. Gene Ontology annotation, molecular function: cadherin binding; calcium ion binding; beta-catenin binding. Bases 1 to 2274 code for a protein of 757 amino acids. Gene Ontology annotation, cellular component: adherens junction; cytoplasm; catenin complex. Gene Ontology annotation, biological process: adherens junction organization; cell-cell adhesion mediated by cadherin; multicellular organism development. The transcript has 14 exons.
AUGAAACAUUUCAGCUUCCUACACCCAAAAGUUUGCACACGUUCUGGCAGUUUGAAACGGAUGAAGAGGGAGUGGGUUAUUCCAGCAAUUAACUUUCCAGAAAAUGACAGGGGUCCAUAUCCCAAAUUCAUGGUGAAGAUAAAGUCCAACAAUGAGGAAAAGGUGGCGAUAACCUACAGAAUCACUGGACCAGGGGCUGAUCAGCCCCCUGAGGGUGUUUUUACUGUUGAUCGGCGAUCUGGGGUGCUGUAUGUGACCCAGCCACUGGACAGGGAGAAUACAGCCAAAUACAGUCUGUGGGCCCAUGCACUGAAUGAGGCCAUUAGGGCUGAGGAGCCCAUGGAGCUCAUUAUCAAUGUCAUUGACCAGAAUGACAACGCUCCAAAAUUCACUCAGAACCCUUUCUAUGGCAGAGUGAGCGAAAGCGCUAACAGUGGUGACUCAGUUUUAAAGAUAACAGCAGUGGAUAAAGAUGACCCACAGACAAGCAAUGCUAUGAUAAGGUAUAGGAUAAAGUCUCAGAUGCCCAAAGAGGACACGUUUGCCAUAAACCCAGUGAGUGGAAGGAUCAGUGUAAUGGCAGGCGGACUUGACAGAGAGACUCACUCAGAGUACAAGUUGAUCGUCGAAGCUGCUGACAUGGAUGGAGAGGGGCUAACAACCACAUGCACUAUUAUCAUUAGUGUCACUGACAGCAACGAUAAUGCUCCACAAUUCACUGUCACAUCUAUAUCUACAUCGGUCCCUGAGAAUGAGGUUGGGGUGGAAGUAAUACGACUAAAGGUCACUGACAAGGAUGAGUUAGGAUCUCCAAACGCCAACACCAAAUACUCAAUAAUCAAAGGCAACAAGAGGGUAGACUUCAACAUCACCACAGGCUCCAGUAAAAUGGAGGGAAUCCUCAAAACAGCAAAGGAGCUGGAUUUUGAGAGCAAUCCUGUCUUCACUCUGCUGGUGGUGGUGACGAAUGAGGUGCCGUUUUCUGGAUGGGUGUCAACCUCGACAGCCACCGUCAAUGUAACAGUUGUGGACAAGAACGAACCUCCUGUUUUCAGUCCAGCCGAGAUCCAUGUAAGUAUCUCAGAAGAUGCGGAAACAGAGAGUUCUGUGGACGACCUCAGGGCGAAGGACCCAGACACAGCCAGGAAACAAUAUAAACUACAUAAUGACACUGCCAGGUGGCUGAGUAUUGAUAAAGACUCGGGAUCAGUCAAAGUUAAAAGCAACAUGGACAGAGAAUCACACUAUGUCAAAGACAGCAAAUACACAGUUCUAGUGCUGGCUUAUGACAAUGAUACCGUCCCAGCUACAGGGACAGGCACUCUGGUUGUGAGUUUAUUAGAUGUGAAUGACCAUCCUCCUGUGAUCAAGCAGAAGAAAGCCAGCCUGUGCAAUAGUGACCCUUUUCCUGCCCUGCUGGAUAUAGUGGACCCAGACGGACCUGGUCAUGCUGGACUGUUUAUUGUGGAGCUUCAAGGAGAGCACAAGAUCAACUGGAUUAUUAGUACCAAUUCCACAAGCAAUGUUGCAGCUCUGGCCCCCAAACGCGAGUUGUCACCUGGGGACUAUUAUGUGCUGUUGCGUAUCUAUGAUGUUGGGAUGAUCUACCUAGACAGUACACUGGACGUAGAAGUGUGCCAAUGUCAAGGGGCUGUCUCAACCUGCUUCAUCCCACGUUCUGCCCCACAUCUGCACAUUUCUUCUCUCGCAACCUCAGUUCUUGGAGCAAUUUUUGGUCUUCUGCUACUGCUCUUGCUGCUGCUGCUGCUGCUGAGAAGGAGCAGGAAAUCGAAGAAGGAUGUCCCUCUUUUUGUAGACGUACCCAGCGACCACAUCUUCUGCUACAAUGAGGAGGGAGGAGGUGAAGAGGACCGGGAGUAUGACCUGAGCCUGCUUCACAGACGGCUUGAUAAACGCCCUGAAGUCUUCUGCACUGAUGUGUUUCCUACUGUCCAUAGCCGCCCACGCUACCGCCUACAACUCCAAGCCAAUGACGAGACUGUCAAAUUCAUUGAGGAUAACCUGCAUGCUGCAGACAGUGACCCCGAAGCUCCUCCUUAUGACUCUCUUUUAGUGUUUGACUAUGAGGGUGUUGGCUCAGAGGUGGGUUCAUUCAGUUCAAUGAACUUCUCAGACUCGGAUGAGGAGCAGGACUUUCUGAGCCCGGCCCUCUGGGGACCACGUUUCAGCAGGUUGGCUGACCUGUACACUGGCUGGGUAGACAAGGACGAGGACGACACAGAAACACUGCCAGGAAAAACAGAAUGGGUCUGACAUGUCCCCAUAUGUAUUUAUAGAUCUGCUAAAUUUGUGUCCAUCUGUCCAAGGUCCACAGAGUGCUGACCUCUUUCUGCUGCCCUCUAUGGCUUUUUAGCUGAGAUUCCAUAGCAUUCCUCCUGGCUUGUUCAUUGCACUGACGUGUUGGAAUUUGCAGGUAAAC